Messenger RNA from Closterium sp. Naga37s-1, 6885 nucleotides. Lineage: Eukaryota; Viridiplantae; Streptophyta; Zygnematophyceae; Desmidiales; Closteriaceae. The record is from the annotation of a GenBank genome assembly.
AUGCAGACCGCACCUAGUCCUUUUCUUGCCGCAGUUCUUCCUAUUAGAGCGGCUGCAGCUACUUUCUCAACUCCGGCAGUGGGUACUGCCUGCUCUCAGGGAGCCAUCGCAACGCAACCCAAUGGCCUGGCUGAUCACGAGUCCCAAGACAGCGAGUAUUCUGAAACUGCAGCCGCCACUCUCUCUCCCUCCUCCACCUAUGGCAACGCGGCGAGUCAGCAUCUCACCGCCGCCACUCAGUUAAACGCCGGCCUCCCCUCCGCCUACGCCUCUCUUUCAGCUGCAGCCGCCACUCCCUCCCCCUCCUCCGCCUAUGGCAAUGUGGCGAGUCAGCAUCUCACCACCGCCACUCAAUUAAACGCCGGCCUCCCCUCCGCCUCCGCCUCCCUUUCCGCUGCAGCCACCACUCUCUCUCCCUCCUCCGUCUAUGGCAAUGCGGCGAGUCAGCAUCUCACCGCUGCCACUCAGUUAAACGCCGGCCUCCCCUCCGCCUCCGCCUCCCUCUCAGCUGCAGCCGCCACCCUCUCUCCCUCAUCUGCCUAUGGCAAUGCGGCGAGUCAGCAUCUCACUGCCGCCACUCAGUUAAACGCCGGCCUCCCCUCCGCCUACGCCUCUCUUUCAGCUGCAGCCGCCACUCUCUCUCCCUCCUCCGCCUAUGGCAAUGCGGCGACUGCAGCUGUCACCCUCUCUCCCUCCUCCGCCUAUGGCAAUGCGGCGAGUCAGCAUCUCACCGCCUCCACUCAGUUAAAUGCCGGCCUCCCCUCCGCCUCCGCCUCCCUUUCAACAGCAGCUGCCACUCUCGCUCCCUCCUCCGCCUAUGGCAAUGCGGCGAGUCAACAUCUCACCGCCGCCACUCAGUUAAACGCCGGCCUCCCCUCCGCCUACGCCUCCCUUUCAGCUGCAGCCGCCACCCUCUCUCCCUCCUCCGCCUAUGGCAAUGCGGCGAGUGAGCAUCUCACCGCCGCCACUCAGUUAAAUGCCGGCCUCCCCUCCGCCUCCGCCUCCCUUUCAGCUGCAGCCACCACCCUCUCUCCCUCCUCCGCCUAUGGCAAUGCGGCAAGUGAGCAUCUCACCGCCGCCACUCAGUUAAAUGCCGGCCUCCCCUCUGCCUCCGCCUCAACAGCAGCCGCCACUCUCUCUCCCUCAUCCGCCUAUGGCAAUGCGGCGAGUCAGCAUCUCACCACCGCCACUCAGUUAAACACUGGCCUCCGCUCCGCCUCCGCCUCGCUUUCAGCUGCAGCCGCCACCCUCUCUCCCUCCUCCGCCUAUGGCAAUGCGGCAAGUCAUCAUCUCAACGCCGCCACUCAGUUAAACCCGCAUGCCUCAGAUCCGCACUCGAGCCCAGUUCAGCCUUCCUGCCCUUCUUCCUCCCGACCUGAACAGGUCACUCACUCCUCUCAGGCCACUUUGCCAGGCCUAGUUGGCCAUCCCCUCAACUCCGCCGCACGCCCUGCUGCCCUGGCCUCCCCUGCCCCACCAGCCAUGCCCGAAGUUCAGCAACAGUCGGGGCGGCCGUGGGGACUUCGAGAGAUGGUGGACAAGGCCCUGGACAUCCUUUUCUUCCGCACCCCUCUCAACGACUUCACGAUGUGGCCCAAACCUGGCCGGAUCAAUCAGGUGUUGCUCUUGGUGCUGGGCCUCACUGCACUGGAGGAGCAGUAUGUGAGCGUGUGCUGCCAGGUGUAUGUGUUUGUGUUGGCAGGUAUGUAUGAGAGUGUGUGUUGCCAGGUGUAUGUGUUUGUGUUGGCAGGUAUGUAUGUGAGUGUGAGUUGCCAGGUGUAUGUGUUUGUGUUGGCAAGUAUUUUUCCCCUCACCUCCUCUCCACGCUCCGAUGUUUCUCAGAGACACCUUGGGAUCGGUCCUGCUGUGGCACGGUCCUGUGUAUGUGUUUGUGUUGGCAGGUAUGAGAGUGUGUGUUGCCAGGUGUAUGUGUUUGUGUUGGCAGGUAUGUAUGAGAGUGUGUGUUGCCAGGUGUAUGUGUUUGUGUUGGCAGGUAUGUAUGUGAGUGUGAAUUGCCAGGUGUAUGUGUUUGUGUUGGCAGGUAUGUAUGUGAGUGUGUGCUUCCAGGUGUAUGUGUUUGUGUUGGCAGGUAUGUAUGUGAGUGUGAGUUGCCAGGUGUAUGUGUUUGUGUUGGCAGGUAUGUAUGUGAGUGUGUGCUGCCAGGUGUAUGUGUUUGUGUUGGCAGGUAUGUAUGUGAGUGUGUGCUUCCAGGUGUAUGUGUUUGUGUUGGCAGGUAUGUAUGUGAGUGUGAUUUGCCAGGUGUAUGUGUUUGUGCUGGCAGGUAUGUAUGUGAGUGUGUGCUGCCAGGUGUAUGUGUUUGUGUUGGCAGGUAUGUAUGAGAGUGUGUGUUGCCAGGUGUAUGUGUUUGUGUUGGCAGGUAUGUAUGUGAGUGUGUGCUGCCAGGUGCAUGUGUUUGUGUUGGCAGGUAUGUAUGUGAGUGUGAGUUGCCAGGUGUAUGUGUUUGUGUUGGCAGGUAUGUAUGUGAGUGUGUGCCGCCAGGUGUAUGUGUUUGUGUUGGCAGGUAUGUAUGUGAGUGUGUGCUGCCAGGUGUAUGUGUUUGUGUUGGCAGGUAUGUAUGUGAGUGUGUGCUUCCAGGUGUAUGUGUUUGUGUUGGCAGGUAUGUAUGUGAGUGUGUGCUGCCAGGUGUAUGAGUUUGUGUUGGCAGGUAUGUAUGUGAGUGUGUGCUGCCAGGUGUAUGUGUUUGUGUUGGCAGGUAUGUAUGUGAGUGUGUGCUGCCAGGUGUAUGUGUUUGUGUUGGCAGGUAUGUAUGUGAGUGUGUGCUGCCAGGUGUAUGUGUUUGUGUUGGCAGGUAUGUAUGUGAGUGUGUGCUGCCAGGUGUAUGUGUUUGUGUUGGCAGGUAUGUAUGUGAGUGUGAUUUGCCAGGUGUAUGUGUUUGUGCUGGCAGGUAUGUAUGUGAGUGUGUGCUGCCAGGUGUAUGUGUUUGUGUUGGCAGGUAUGUAUGAGAGUGUGUGUUGCCAGGUGUAUGUGUUUGUGUUGGCAGGUAUGUAUGUGAGUGUGUGCUGCCAGGUGCAUGUGUUUGUGUUGGCAGGUAUGUAUGUGAGUGUGAGUUGCCAGGUGUAUGUGUUUGUGUUGGCAGGUAUGUAUGUGAGUGUGUGCCGCCAGGUGUAUGUGUUUGUGUUGGCAGGUAUGUAUGUGAGUGUGUGCUGCCAGGUGUAUGUGUUUGUGUUGGCAGGUAUGUAUGUGAGUGUGUGCUGCCAGGUGUAUGUGUUUGUGUUGGCAGGUAUGUAUGAGAGUGUGUGCUGCCAGGUGUAUGUGUCUGGGUUGGCAGGUAUGUAUGUGAGUGUGUGCUGCCAGGUGUAUGUGUUUGUGUUGGCAGGUAUGUAUGUGAGUGUGUGCUGCCAGGUGUAUGUGUUUGUGUUGGCAGGAAUGUAUCAGAGUGUCUGCUGCCAGGUGUAUGUGUCUGUGUUGGCAGGUAUGUAUGUGAGUGUGAGUUGCCAGGUGUAUGUGUUUGUGUUGGCAGGUAUGUAUGUGAGUGUGAGUUGCCAGGUGUAUGUGUUUGUGUUGGCAGGUAUGUAUGUGAGUGUGAGUUGCCAGGUGUAUGUGUUUGUGUUGGCAGGUAUGUAUGUGAGUGUGUGCUGCCAGGUGUAUGUGUUUGUGUUGGCAGGUAUGUAUGUGAGUGUGUGCUGCCAGGUGUAUGUGUUUGUGUUGGCAGGAAUGUAUGUGAGUGUGUGCUGCCAGGUGAAUGUGUUUGUGUUGGCAGGUAUGUAUGUGAGUGUGUGCUGCCAGGUGAAUGUGUUUGUGUUGGCAGGUAUGUAUGUGAGUGUGAGUUGCCAGGUGUAUGUGUUUGUGUUGGCAGGUAUGUAUGUGAGUGUGUGCUGCCAGGUGUAUGUGUUUGUGUUGGCAGGUAUGUAUGUGAGUGUGUGCUGCCAGGUGUAUGUGUUUGUGUUGGCAGGUAUGUAUGUGAGUGUGUGCUGCCAGGUGUAUGUGUUUGUGUUGGCAGGUAUGUAUGAGAGUGUGUGCUGCCAGGUGUAUGUGUCUGGGUUGGCAGGUAUGUAUGUGAGUGUGUGCUGCCAGGUGUAUGUGUUUGUGUUGGCAGGUAUGUAUGUGAGUGUGAGUUGCCAGGUGAAUGUGUUUGUGUUGGCAGGUAUGUAUGUGAGUGUGUGCUGCCAGGUGUACGUGUUCGUGUUGGCAGGUAUGUAUGUGAGUGUGUGCUGCCAGGUGUAUGUGUUUGUGUUGGCAGGUAUGUAUGUGAGUGUGUGCUGCCAGGUGUUUGUGUUUGUGUUGGCAAGUAUGUAUGUGAGUGUGUGCUGCCAGGUGUAUGUGUUUGUGUUGGCAGGUAUGUAUGAGAGUGUGUGCUGCCAGGUGUAUGUGUCUGGGUUGGCAGGUAUGUAUGUGAGUGUGAGUUGCCAGGUGAAUGUGUUUGUGUUGGCAGGUAUGUAUGUGAGUGUGUGCUGCCAGGUGUACGUGUUCGUGUUGGCAGGUAUGUAUGUGAGUGUGUGCUGCCAGGUGUAUGUGUUUGUGUUGGCAGGUAUGUAUGUGAGUGUGUGCUGCCAGGUGAAUGUGUUUGUGUUGGCAGGUAUGUAUGUGAGUGUGUGCUGCCAGGCAUAUGUGUUUGUGUUGGCAAGUAUGUAUGUGAGUGUGAGUUGCCAGGUGAAUGUGUUUGUGUUGGCAGUUAUGUAUGUGAGUGUGUGCUGCCAGGUGUAUGUGUUUGUGUUGGCAGGUAUGUAUGUGAGUGUGUGCUGCCAGGUGUAUGUGUUUGUGUUGGCAGGCAUGUAUGAGAGUGUGUGCUGCCAGGUGUAUGUGUCUGUGUUGGCAGGUAUGUAUGUGAGUGUGAGUUGCCAGGUGUAUGUGUUUGUGUUGGCAGGUAUGUAUGUGAGUGUGUGCUGCCAGGUGAAUGUGUUUGUGUUGGCAGGUAUGUAUGUGAGUGUGAGUUGCCAGGUGAAUGUGUUUGUGUUGGCAGGUAUGUAUGUGAGUGUGUGCUGCCAGGUGUAUGUGUUUGUGUUGGCAGGUAUGUAUGUGAGUGUGUGCUGCCAGCUGUAUGUGUUUGUGUUGGCAGGUAUGUAUGUGAGUGUGUGCUGCCAGGUGUAUGUGUCUGUGUUGGCAGGUAUGUAUGUGAGUGUGUGCUGCCAGGUGUAUGUGUUUGUGUUGGCAGGUAUGUAUGAGAGUGUGUGCUGCCAGGUGUAUGUGUCUGGGUUGGUAGGUAUGUAUGUGAGUGUGUGCUGCCAGGUGUAUGUGUUUGUGUUGGCAGGGAUGUAUGUGAGUGUGUGCUGCCAGGUGUAUGUGUUUGUGUUGGCAGGUAUGUAUGUGAGUGUGUGCUGCCAGCUGUAUGUGUUUGUGUUGGCAGGUAUGUAUGUGAGUGUGUGCUGCCAGGUGUAUGUGUCUGUGUUGGCAGGUAUGUAUGUGAGUGUGUGCUGCCAGGUGUAUGUGUUUGUGUUGGCAGGUAUGUAUGAGAGUGUGUGCUGCCAGGUGUAUGUGUCUGGGUUGGUAGGUAUGUAUGUGAGUGUGUGCUGCCAGGUGUAUGUGUUUGUGUUGGCAGGGAUGUAUGUGAGUGUGUGCUGCCAGGUGUAUGUGUUUGUGUUGGCAGGUAUGUAUGUGAGUGUGUGCUGCCAGGUGUAUGUGUUUGUGUUGGUAGGUAUGUAUGUGAGUGUGUGCUGCCAGGUGUAUCUGUUUGUGUUGGCAGGUAUGUAUGUGAGUGUGUGCUGCCAGGUGUAUGUGUUUGUGUUGGCAGGUAUGUAUGUGAGUGUGUGCUGCCAGGUGUAUGUGUUUGUGUUGGCAGGUAUGUAUGAGAGUGUGUGCUGCCAGGUGUAUGUGUCUGGGCUGGUAGGUAUGUAUGUGAGUGUGUGCUGCCAGGUGUAUGUGUUUGUGUUGGCAGGUAUGUAUGUGGGUGUGUGCUGCCAGGUGUAUGUGUUUGUGUUGGCAGGUAUGUAUGUGAGUGUGAGUUGCCAGGUGUAUGUGUUUGUGUUGGCAGGUAUGUAUGUGAGUGUGUGCUGCCAGGUGUAUGUGUUUGUGUUGGCAGGUAUGUAUGAGAGUGUGUGCUGCCAGGUGUAUGUGUUUGUGUUGGCAGGUAUGUAUGUGAGUGUGUGCUGCCAGGUGUAUGUGUUUGUGUUGGCAGGUAUGUAUGUGAGUGUGUGCUGCCAGGUGUAUGUGUUUGUGUUGGCAGGUAUGUAUGUGAGUGUGUGCUGCCAGGUGUAUGUGUUUGUGUUGGCAGGUAUGUAUGUGAGUGUGUGCUGCCAGGUGUAUGUGUUUGUGUUGGCAGGUAUGUAUGAGAGUGUGUGCUGCCAGGUGUAUGUGUUUGUGUUGGCAGGUAUGUAUGUGAGUGUGUGCUGCCAGGUGUAUGUGUUUGUGUUGGCAGGUAUGUAUGUGAGUGUGUGCUGCCAGGUGUAUGUGUUUGUGUUGGCAGGUAUGUAUGAGAGUGUGUGCUGCCAGGUGUAUGUGUUUGUGUUGGCAGGUAUGUAUGUGAGUGUGUGCUGCCAGGUGUAUGUGUUUGUGUUGGCAGGUAUGUAUGUGUGUGUGCGUUGCCAGGUGUAUGUGUUUGUGUGGGCAGGUAUGUAUGAGAGUGUGUGUUGCCAGGUGUAUGUGUUUGUGUUGGCAGGUAUGUGUGUGCUGCCAGGUGUAUGUGUCUGUGUUGGCAGGUAUGUGAGUGUGUGCUGCCAGGUGUAUGUGUUUGUGUUGGCAGGUAUGUAUGUGGGUGUGUGCUGCCAGGUGUAUGUGUUUGUGUUGGCAGGUAUGUAUGUGAGUGUGAGUUGCCAGGUGUAUGUGUUUGUGUUGGCAGGUAUGUAUGUGAGUGUGUUCUGCCAGGUGUAUGUGUUUGUGUUGGCAGGUAUGUAUGAGAGUGUGUGCCGCCAGGUGUAUGUGUUUGUGUUGGCAGGUAUGUAUGUGAGUGUGUGCUUCCAGGUGUAUGUGUUUGUGUUGGCAGGUAUGUGA